CUCAGUCAGUAGUACAAACAGAGUCGCCGUGUGUGCAGACUGAUAUGCAUAACGCAUGAGAGUUGACCACUAGCACAGUUAUUUUUAUUUGUGAUACAUGUCAUCCCGCGGCGAUCCGCCCGUUGCGAGAGACUAGUCAAGGCCGCCGUUGACAGUGCUUGCGAGGAAGUGAUUUUAUAUAGUCAAAGUGUGGGAAAAGGUGUGCAAAGUGUACGAGCACGAGGACAGUGUGGACGGGCGGCCCUUGCAGGGCAUGGCGGCCACCACGUACCUUCCGGCGAGUAGUGCGGUCACCACGGAUCUGGACGGGAACGUAGUCGGGAUGAAUAUCGUCGGAGGAUACCAUUCUAGUGCCUCUCCGAGGUCUGCGGCCGAUGCGAGCGAAAUGAAGUACCUGCCCCAACACCACCACAAUCACCACCACCAUAUGGCGAGUUCGCCGUCUCCGGGCAGUCACGCCGCCGUCUCUUUGUCCGCGGGGAACCCCUGGGUGAGUCUACAGCCGGGCGCGGACCCCUGGGCCGCCUCCAUGGCGGGUAUGCACCACGCUCACCACCACCACCCCCAUCAGGACGUCAAACCCCUAUCGCAACAGGCUGAUAUGAUGCACCACCAGAGACAACAACAGCAGAGUAUGGGAUCUCCUCAUGCGUGGCACGCUCCGGUAUCGUCGGCACACUAUAAUCCGGGUGGUGCCGGAUCGCCGCUGCAACAAUAUCAUGCAGCUAUGAACGGUAUGUUGGCCCAUCACCAAGCGGCGCCUCAGCUACACCACCCUCUGCAUAGAGACAUGCAGAGUCCUCACCACCCUCAGCACUCGGACAGAGACGUGAGCGGUGGAGAAGACGACACACCUACAAGUGACGAUUUGGAAGCCUUCGCCAAACAAUUCAAACAACGACGAAUAAAGUUGGGAUUCACACAGGCGGACGUAGGGCUGGCCUUAGGAACGCUGUACGGCAACGUCUUCUCCCAGACGACAAUAUGCAGGUUCGAAGCCCUGCAACUCAGUUUCAAAAACAUGUGCAAGUUAAAGCCCCUGUUGCAAAAAUGGCUGGAAGAGGCCGACUCGACGACGGGCUCCCCCACGUCCAUCGACAAGAUCGCGGCGCAAGGGCGGAAGAGAAAAAAACGCACCAGCAUAGAGGUAUCUGUGAAGGGCGCUCUGGAGCAGCACUUUCACAAGCAGCCCAAACCGUCGGCCCAGGAGAUCACCUCGUUAGCGGACAGUUUGCAGUUGGAAAAGGAAGUAGUCCGGGUGUGGUUCUGCAACAGGAGACAGAAGGAGAAGCGGAUGACGCCGCCGAACACGCUCGGCAGCGAGAUGAUGGAAGGCCUGCCGCCGGGAAGCCACAUGCACCCCAACUACGGCCACCACCCCGACAUGCACGGCUCACCCAUGGGUCAGCACUCGCACUCCCACAGUCCGCCCAUGCUGUCGCCCCAGAGUAUGGGCCACCAGCUGACGGCCCACUAGCAUCCAGCCCACUGGGCCUCCUUGCUGCACAACAGCGACAACGGCUAGUGAAUCGCCUCCAGGAGGGAGGCGACGGGCCGGGCCGCUAGCGCCGGCCGCCGGCUUCCGACGGCUUCAAAGACUCUCGUUUCACGCUACCUCAAAGCCAACAUGGAUUGUCGUGUCUCGCCUCCAGGUCGUUGUGGAGGUCCAAGUGGACUGUAACCGCUCUAAAAAGACUUUGCACAAUGUACAGAAUUGUUGAAUGCCCGUGCAGUGCGAGUGAGUACCUUUGUAGACUAGGGACCGUGGUCUCGGAAACUUUGUACAUUAUCUGUAUAUAAGAAGAGUGAUAACGCCUCUGUAAAAUAUGAUGAAUUAGGCCAAUGCUGCUAAUCUUAACGUUGUAAAUAAGAUUCUGACUGCUGCAGCAGCAGCGGAAAUGUCGUGAUUUAUACUUAAUUAUACACCGGGACGGUUGACGAUAAAACAAUUUACACUGUAAGUUUAUAAUGUAUAGAAUGUCGUAUAUAUUUAAAAAAUAUAUUAAAGUUGUUCUUACGUUGUUAAUUCUUCUUUUUAUUUUUUUUUUUGGUUGAAGUGUCGUGCAGUUAAACUCUUGACUUUUUAUUUUUGGAUGAUCCGUACUCUUACUUUGGUAAAUCUCCAACUAAUGUGUAUAUUUAUCACUUAUAUUAAUUAUAUAACGUUGUACGGUGUGACUUGAAAAUUAAAUCGAUUCUGUUAAGUACCCAUCCCGUCUUAUUUCAUCUACCCCACCCACGAUCUUUUCUAGUCAGUGUAAUAGGAACUCUUCGCCGGAUUCUAUCGGAAGCGGGUGAGUCCUUUUUUACUUCUAUCUAUUACUUUCAGGGUAGGGACGCGCUGCGAGCCAUCUGCUCCCAUAUUAAUUAUUGUUCAAACAAACCUGACCCGCACCUGUACGCGGCCACCGUGUAAAUACCGAGCCAUCAGAUUCGGCCGGCACGAAAACGCUAUUUGGCCAGAUAGGCCCAAAAAGGACUCACGACCGCGACCGAUCCAAAUCUAAAAAAUUACCUUACUGACAUCGCUAUCACGACAUUGGUCUUUCGUACUUACUUUAUUGUGUUAGAUUUUUUUUAAUCAUGUUAAAUUUUUAUUGAAAUCGUCUUUGUUAUGUACCAAACAUUUAGAAGGACGCUAAAAACUGUGCCAGGAAAAAAUGGGUACUCUCGGUGCGUAUUUUUUCCACGUACAAUAGCAUAAUUUUAUAAACAUUAUCGAAAUCCUUGUUUUAUGUUAAGAGGGACGGAACAAACGCUUCCAUCAAACUUGUAGUUCGAAAUGUUAGGUUUACUAAUACUUAGUGCAAUCUUUUGUAAAAUUAUAGUCGUUCGUUUGGUUAUUGAGAAAUUCUGGUUUGAUGGAACUAUAUGUUUCGUUGCUUAAGUAACGAUUGCUUAAAAGUCCAGGAAUAUAGUAAAUCAUAUUUCAUUGGCGUGAUGUUUGACGUCUAUUGCCCAUAAAAAUGUUAAAGUGCUGUGUUAAUCAACGAAAUUGAAAUAUGUAGGAAUAAUUUUCAGUUAUACAGACUCGAAAACCUGUCUUGUGUUAGGUAGUUAUUUCACGAAAUAAAAGAGUAAAAUUGUUCCAUCGCUAGUCGAUUUCGAUAGUGAUUUCGAUGGUUAUAAAAUUACAAACUUACGAUACUCCUUUUGUCACAGGGGAGACACCUAAAUUUAUUUUUUUUAAUUCUGUAAAUGUUUGUAUAAAUAUUGUUAUAUAUUAUUAUAGAAGAGAAUAU
Molecule: messenger RNA, 3242 nt
Organism: Anoplophora glabripennis (Asian longhorned beetle)
Lineage: Eukaryota; Metazoa; Arthropoda; Insecta; Coleoptera; Cerambycidae
Gene: vvl
Product: POU domain protein CF1A
Exons: 1
Coding region: 254-1477 (407 amino acids)
Biological process (GO): brain development; regulation of transcription by RNA polymerase II
Cellular component (GO): nucleus
Molecular function (GO): RNA polymerase II cis-regulatory region sequence-specific DNA binding; DNA-binding transcription factor activity, RNA polymerase II-specific
Source: RefSeq, a predicted model, not a curated record